This is a messenger RNA of Pezoporus flaviventris, 3131 nucleotides long. It is a transcript of the gene TTF1, whose product is annotated as transcription termination factor 1. The record is from RefSeq and is a predicted model, not a curated record. NCBI's taxonomy places the organism in Eukaryota, Metazoa, Chordata, Aves, Psittaciformes, Psittacidae. Bases 16 to 2406 code for a protein of 796 amino acids. The transcript has 11 exons.
AAGGUAAGAAAAAAGAUGACAGCAAGUGCAGAUGAUUUUCAAGUUCAGGAUCUUCUGAAGAAGAAGAAGAAAAAGAAAAAAUACAAAGAACAUAAGGAACAUGAAAAUGAUGAAAGAGAAAGCGUACAGGAUGCAGAGCUUUGCUCUGCUUCUCUACUUUUGCUUGAAGAUCAAGCAGCACAGAGUGGUGAAGGCUUUAAAAAGGAGAAAAGAAAAAAGAAGCAGGAGAAGCAGCAGUCUUUGUUAGGUAAUUCUUGUGUGGAACUGGAAAGUGACAUUAGUAAUGAAACUGGAGUGGAUGCUUCCCAAAAGAAAAAGAAGAAAAAGAAGUGGAAGCAUAAUGAUAAUACGGAUGAGGAAAGUAACGCUGUAUCUUGUAUCACAGUAAAUCAGAGUUGCUCUGAUAUUUGUCAGGAGAUUAACACUGAUUACGUUUAUUUAAAGCUACCUGUGAAGAACAAAAGAAAAGAGAAAUUACCUGAAGAGGAUGAGGUGGGUGAGCUGCCUGAAUCCAUUUAUUUAGAACCACCUGUAAAGAAGAAGAAAAGAAAAGAGAAAUUACCUAAAGAGGAUGAGGUAGGUGACCUGCCUGAAUCCACUUAUUUAGAACCACCUGUAAAGGUGAAGAAAAAAAAAGAGAAAUUACCUAAAGAGGAUGAGGUAGGUGAGCUGCCUGAAUCCACAUGUUUAGAACCACCUGUAAAGAUGAAGAAAAGAAAAGAGAAAUUAUCUGAAGAGGAUGAGGUACAUGAGCUUCCUACCUCAGAAACACAUGACAGAAAUGGCAGUGAAGGAUCACCAAGCAAGGAGAAUAUAUGCAGCAUUAUCCUAGUUAUACAAGAAGAAGCAGAUGUAACUGUUGACCAGUCACUGUUGUCACCUGCAGAGCAAAACAGGCAAGGGAAAGGCACAGAGCUGCCAUUAGCUACAGAAGCGGAUGGUGUGGCAUUGUCCCAGCAAUGCCAUGAUGACGGUGACUGUGAUGCUUCUCCUGCCAGGAGAGAAGAUUCUAUGGUUGUACCUGCUAAUUUGUCUAAGGUGACUAAAGCAGCUAAUCGGCCUUCUAAAUAUCGUUCAGUGCGCUCUAAGAAGAGAAAAAGCAAAGCUUAUAUCACAGAUGAAGGCUCUUCAGAUUCUGAUGUAACGGCACCAGAACCAUUGGCAUUAAAUAGAAGGGAGGACCAGAAUAGUUCCUUUAGUAGAACAGUAACCACAGAUGAUGGCAAUCUGGAUGAUGAUGAUGAUGAUGACCUGGACUCUACCAUAUCUUUCAUGGAUUUGGAUACCGCAAAACGGGAACUGGAAGAGUUUAUUCCUCAUGUGAGGAAUAUGUCAGACAGUUCAGUCAUGAAGAUGGCUGGAAGCGACCUAGUGAGGUUUAAAGAGUUUAAAAAACAAGGUAUUGCUGUCAAGUUUGGCAGAUUUUCCGAGAAGGAGAAUAAUCAAAUCCGGAAAAAUAUUGGAGAGUUCUUAGAAAUGACUGGGAUAGAUAGUGCUGAGAAAGUCCUGUUUACCUCGAGGUAUCCAGAAGAGAGAAGAACCAUCAAUCGUAUAAAAGCAAAACAUCAAUUUUUUGAAAAAAUUGCUGAGGGCAUACCACGACCCUGGGCACUGGUAUACUACCGAGCAAGGAAGAUCUUUGACCCACAUAAUUAUAAAGGGAGGUACACUAAUGAAGAAAAAGAAAAAUUGAAGCAGUAUCAUGCUCUGCAUGGCAAUAAUUGGAAGAAGAUUUCUCAAAUGAUGUCCCGUUCUAACCUCUCACUUGCUAUGAAAUACUCUGAACUCAAGUCAGCUACUAAUUACGGCCCUUGGUCAGCGGAAGAGAUCCAGAAGUUGAUGUGUGCAGUGGAGGAGGUGAUUAGGAAAAGAAUAGGAGUGGAAGAUGGAAAUCCAGAUAGAGAGAUCGUAGUUGACCGUGAGAAACUGUACCAGAAAUUACCAUGGUCUGAAAUUGAAACUAAAGUGGGAACACGAUAUUGGAGACAAUGUAAACAGAAAUGGCUUACAAUUUUAAAAAACAAGUUGAACAGAGGACGGCAGUUAUGUAGGGGGACCAAAGGAUUACAAGCCAAAAUCAAUCUUAUUAAAAGGUUGCAUGAACUGAACGUGGAGGAUCCUAGUGAAGUAAAGUGGGAAGAAUUUAGUGAUAUUAUCGGAGAUGUCCCUAAAGAGUACAUUCAAGAAAAAUUUUAUAAGCUAAAAGUUUCCUUUGUCCCUUUAUGGCGAAGAAAGACUUUUUCCGAAAUUAUUGAUUACCUUUAUGAAAAGAAACUUCCAGAAUUUGAAAAAAGGCUUGAAAAAGAUAAGGAGAAAAACCCUAGUUCUGACAUCUCAGAACCUGUGCAACAGAAGAAGGAGCUCCUAUUCAGUGACAUUUUUGACACCAGUGAAGACAGCGAUUGACUGCCCUAAAGACAGUACCUAGUGUCCACAUUGAACUAUAAAAUGGAUGUGGUUGAAAGUGGGCACAGACUAACAACUGCAGGUACACAGGGCAUCUAGUGAUGGAGAAAGUAAAGAUACAUAUGUCUGAUUCUCUUGUUUCAUAUUGAAGGCAGGUAAAUACAGUUUAAGCAUUCAACUUUUUGAAUGUCUCAAAACCGGUAUUUUUCCACUACUUUGUUUUCUGUGGAGUUGAAAGCUGCUCUUUAGCCUUUAUGCAUAAGCUUGGUUUUCAGAACUUUAAUAUGUUUUAAGUAAUUUUUUAAAAUAUCAGUGACUUGGGAAAGGACUUUUAGUUUGCUUUAAAAUCUCUGUAAUAAACAUCUUAAUUGUCUGUUUUAAUGGAAAAAGCACGACUUUGUGUUGUUUUGGGGUUGUUUUUUUAACAGGUGUCUUGUUCUUAAAAGCAACUGAUUUUUAUUUUUGAUGUAGACUGACACUGUUAUCAGCCUUAUGGAGAAAACGGAUUUUUGUCCAUUGCUAUUCAUAAAUGAUAAUCUCAUUUCAUGCAAAGCAGAACAAUGCAUUUAAAAUGGUUUUGUUAAUACUUGGAAUACAGAGACAAAAUAGUGUGUGUGUGUAUAUAGAUUUAUACUUCUAUUGUGCCAAGGAGAGCUUCUACAUUGUAAUAAGAAAAUUGAGGGGUAAGAUGAGGUUGUAUUUAUGGCUUUCUACGAUACAUCUGU